UCCCGGCUGCUUCCAGCAGGGACGGAUCCCGGGAUCGCGGCGCCGCGGUGACCCCGGAGGGGACUCGGGGCAGUGCGGACGGUGUCCGGGGAGCUCGGGGUGCCCGGAGAUUUCGGGGUGUCCGGCAGGAUCGGAGUGUCCAUCGGGAUCGGGGCGUCCAGCGGGGUGUCCAUCGGGAUCGGGGCGUCCAGCGGGUCCCGGAGGCCGCAGCGGGCCUGGCGCAGGGUCCCGGUCCCGCGGCCCCCGCGGCCCCCGCGGCGCCGGCCAUGGAGGAGCGGAGGAAGAAGCGGAGCCCCAAGACGUGCCUGGCCCAGCCGGUGCCCGCCGGGGCCCCGCGGCCGCUGCCCCCGAGCAAGAGCGCGUCCUUCGCUCUGCCGCUGCCCGCUCUGCCCUCGCCCCGGCAGCGGCCGCGGCCCCGCCGGAGCAGCAAGGAGCGGGCGCGGGCGGGCGCGGGGGGAGCCCGGGGGGCCCCGAUCCAGCACAGCUUCCUCACGGAUGUGUCGGACGUGUGCGAGAUGGAGGGAGGGCUGCUCAGCCUGCUCAGCGACUUCCACUCGGGAAAACUGCAGGCGUUCGGGAAGGAAUGCUCCUUCGAGCAGCUGGAGCACGUGCGGGAGAUGCAGGAGAAGCUGGCGCGGCUCCACUUCGGCCUCGACGUGUGCGUGGAGGAGCUCCCGGAGGAGCAGAAGAAGGCGGCGGCCGACAGGAACCUGGAUCAGCUUCUGGCACACCUGGAAGAGCUCAGCAGCUCCAUACAGAAGCUGCACCUGGCCGAGAGCUCGGACCCCGAGGACGCGGCGCCCUGACCUCGUCCCUGUCCCUGUCCCCGUCCCCGCCACCCCCGGGACCCCAA
This is a messenger RNA of Hirundo rustica (Barn swallow), 853 nucleotides long. RefSeq names its product coiled-coil domain containing 28B (gene CCDC28B). The transcript is spliced from 7 exons. Bases 267 to 806 code for a protein of 179 amino acids. Lineage: Eukaryota; Metazoa; Chordata; Aves; Passeriformes; Hirundinidae. The record is from RefSeq and is a predicted model, not a curated record.